CCUGCCUCCCUGGAGCGGCCAUGUCCGAAGGGGAGAGCAAGGACAGCUCGGGCAGCGAGUGCCCCGUGUGCUACGAGAAGUUCCGCGACCUGGAGGGCGCCAGCCGGACGCUGAGCUGCGGCCACGUGUUCUGCCAUGACUGUCUGGUCAAGUACCUGCUCUCCACCCGCGUGGACGGGCAGGUCCAGAGGACCAUCGUCUGCCCCAUCUGCCGCUACGUCACCUUCCUCAGCAAGAAGAGCUCCCGCUGGCCCUCCAGGCUGGACAAGAGCGCGCCCCCAGCGCCCCGCUCCACCAGGUCCUUCUGCUGCCGCUCCCGGGCCCUCCUGCUCAUCACCCUCAUCGCCGUGGUGGCGGUGGUCGCUGCCAUCUUGCCCUGGGUGCUGCUGGUGAGGAAGCAGGCGUGAG
Molecule: messenger RNA, 408 nt
Organism: Myotis davidii
Lineage: Eukaryota; Metazoa; Chordata; Mammalia; Chiroptera; Vespertilionidae
Gene: RNF222
Product: ring finger protein 222
Exons: 2
Coding region: 21-407 (128 amino acids)
Source: RefSeq, a predicted model, not a curated record